AUGAGUCACCGCCUGAGUGCUGGGAACAUGAAGGAUGCUUACUGGGCAAAACCAUCUGAAAGAUAAGAUGAGAUAGAGACAAACACCAGCAACUACACAGAGGGAGCACUCAGACCAGUUUCACACAGUGAGAAGUUGUUCUAACUCAUAUGUUACUCAGGACAUUCAACCGAUUCUCGAGAGUCUUUUAUGAACAGAACUCACCAUGAAGUACAGGACGGUGGUGAUGUACAUGGAGAUCGGCUGCUUCGUCUCCUGUCUGUGCGGCUGGAUCCUGGUGUGCUCCACCCUCCCCACUGAGUACUGGACCUUCUCCGAGGUGGGCAGCAUCGUGCUGACCACCUCCAACUACUACUCCAACCUGUGGAAGGACUGCAUCUCAGACACCACGGGGGUGUCUGACUGCAAGGAUUACCCCUCCAUGCUAUCUCUGCCUGCGUACCUCCACGCCACCAGAGCGCUCGCCGUCUGUGCCGUCAUCACCGGCUUCUUCGGAGGCGUCCUCGCCCUCAUAGGGAUGAAGUGCACUAAAAUAGGAGGAUCAGAGAUUGCCAAUGCCAGGGUGACCUUUGCCGGCGGUAUAACCUACCUAGUCUCAGGAUUCUGCGGCAUGAUCACCUACUCAUGGUGGGCCAACAGGGUCAUAACAGAAUUCUUGGAUCCACAUUUCAGGGCACAGAAAUUUGAACUUGGAGCUGCUAUUUUCAUCGGCUGGGGAGGCUCCAUCCUUCUCAUCUGUGGAGGGACUGUGCUGACGUACUUCUCCGGAAAAGAGGGCCUACCAUCGAGUUCUCCAAAGGGGCCACAGAGACCGGCCACUUAUGCCACCGCCAGGACCCGACGGACCUACAUGCUGCCCGGCUCGUCCAGAGUGACCCUGGUGCCGCCGCUGUUUUAUGAAGGCAGGAAGAGCCGGGCAACAAGAGCGACAACGAAGACCGGUCGGACCUUCAGCAGGGACAGCUUUGUCUGAGCUGGAGGUCAAACUCUGAGCUGAGUGUGUGACUCGAAAGACUUUGAAAGAAUAUUUUGUCAUUUUUGGAAACACGCUACUCAGCCUACUCUUUUACUCUCACUGUAAGCAUGGUCUCCAGAUCUCAUCUCUCCAGAUUUUGCAAUAUGUCUGUUAUUUUGUUUUCAGACAUUCCUAAUUUAUGGCAGGUUGUUGUCUUUCAUCAGAGAACAUCAACUGUCUCUUGACCCUUUGAUUCCUUUCCCUUCUAGCUGUAGGCUUUGUUGUUUUGAAAAAGGCUCAAAGGUUCAAUAUAAAAGAGAAUAAAAACAAUGGAUGGUCAUAACGCAGCUUGACAACAUCAGAUCAUGUGACACGACUGUUUACAAAUCUGUGCAAAAUUAAAACAUGCCUCAUGAAUCUUCUGCAGUUCAGUAAAAUAUUUUAAUAUGUAGUAUAUGUGUUGAUCUCUGUUGCAUGAUUGAUCACUGGUCAAGAUAUAACCCUUAUGAAGGUAAGACAGUCAGAAAUGUCAUAUGUAUGUAAUGUAAAUAAAGAUACAUGCUCAGGCAUACCUGUUCAUAUAAAUUCAUUCAAAAGAGAAUACUUAUACUUGUAUGUCACGACUGACUGUCCUCUUAACCCAGCUGCUGCAAAGCUGUCAGGACAGGAAGCCAUCACAGCUGCUGCUCCCAAUAAAAACCCAGUUCCUCAUAUUAAACAUCAGUUUCUAGGACGAAGUAGCCAAUAAGAACGAAGCACCGAUACUGUGGGUUUUAUGUCUGCUAUCCAACAGCAUGUUACUAAUAAGUUACACAUGGAAGUGCUGUUGGAAGUAUUACAAUUAUUUACUUAUAAAUGUAAAACUGAAACUAAAACUGUAAAGCUACCAAUGUACUUGAUUUAAAGUAUUCAAAGAGCAUUAUAAUCAUGUACAGAUAUAUAAGCACCAUUUUAAUGUUGUUGGUUGAGGUUAAGGUGCAUGUUUUGUUGUAACAGCUUUCAAAUAAAUGUAGUGCAGUAAAAAGUGAAGUAUUUCUCUCAAAAUCAUAUGGAUCAUUUGCAGAAACAACUAAUAUGAAUUGCUUUAAAAAAAAAAAAGUACUGACCAUAAAGUACUGAAAAUUAGUUUUCUGCCAUUUUGUCAGUAACCUUAUGAGAUUGUUUACCCCCAAAAUGUUAAGACAGCAAUGAAAAUGUUUUGUUGUAGAAGAAAUUCAGUUAAUGAUUUUUAAUAUAAAGGUUUGUUGCAGGCUGUUAGCCGACUUGACUCCUUUAAGUCUUGUAUUGCUGAAAGU
This is a messenger RNA of Acanthopagrus latus (yellowfin seabream), 2250 nucleotides long. Its product is annotated as claudin-10-like. The transcript is spliced from 5 exons. Bases 206 to 973 code for a protein of 255 amino acids. Gene Ontology annotation, molecular function: structural molecule activity. Gene Ontology annotation, biological process: bicellular tight junction assembly; cell adhesion. The record is from RefSeq and is a predicted model, not a curated record. Gene Ontology annotation, cellular component: plasma membrane; bicellular tight junction. Lineage: Eukaryota; Metazoa; Chordata; Actinopteri; Spariformes; Sparidae.